This is a messenger RNA of Coccinella septempunctata (seven-spotted ladybird), 4119 nucleotides long. Its product is annotated as TBC1 domain family member 25. Gene Ontology annotation, biological process: activation of GTPase activity; regulation of autophagosome maturation. Gene Ontology annotation, molecular function: GTPase activator activity. NCBI's taxonomy places the organism in Eukaryota, Metazoa, Arthropoda, Insecta, Coleoptera, Coccinellidae. Gene Ontology annotation, cellular component: autophagosome. The transcript has 6 exons. The record is from RefSeq and is a predicted model, not a curated record. The coding region runs from base 176 to 3247 and encodes 1023 amino acids.
AUUUGUUGUCAAAACAGUUGUCACUGUUGUCGGUUUACGUCGUGUCCAUCCAAGGAAAUUGAAAACCACUCAUACAUAGCAAAAAUUAUGGUCAAAUUCAGAAAAAAGUACCCCCUUUCGAGUGCCUGAGUUACGCUGUACCCAAUGUUUUUUGAGAAUCUUCAUUGAUCCCGAAAUGUUUGGUUUUAGUCGCGAAGCAAUCAGAGUUAAAGUAAAAAAAUGCGAGGGUUCCUUGCCUGUAGAAUUCAGGAAAUUCAGCGUAGACCCCCAAAUAACUUCAUUCGAAGUUCUUCAGAGUAUUCUCGCCAAAGCAUUCGAUUUAAAGGGAGAUUUUGCAAUAUGUUACCGCAUAGAUGACGGAUUUGAUAAUGGAAUUUAUAUGCCGCUGGUAUCUGACUGGGAUUUGGACGCAGCAUUUUUGAAGGCUCAAAACAUAUCCUUAGUAUCUAAAACUGAACCAUGCUUAUGUCUUCGAGUGGAUCUGAAGCCAUUUGAGGAGUGUUCAGAUGACUUUGAGAUCAGGCAGCCUGUUGCUGCUCAAAAUCGUAUCAAACCCUUGGUUCCUCUUCAAGAAAUCAAGCAACAACCUAGAUUACAUGGAAUUUUCAACCAGGUUUAUAUUAAUGAAUUCUGGUAUAAAUUGCAUGUAACAUUAUGUGAUUUCAAGGUUGGAAAAACUAUCAAUUUGAUGCAACGUGCUUUUAACUUCGGUGAAGAUGUUGGAAAUAAUACUUCUCUACAAUAUAUCCCAAAAGCACCAUUGUCUGAUGCAGAAUUUCGGAGGUAUCUUGAUCCAGUUGGUCAAAUAAUAAAUGCCAAGGAAUUGAGAUCAUGUAUUUAUUUUGGGGGUAUUGAACCUAGCCUAAGAAAAGUUGUUUGGAAGCAUCUCCUCAAUGUCUACCCAAAAGGAAUGACUGGCAAAGAAAGAAUGGACUACAUUAAGAAGAAAGCUUUAGAGUAUUAUUCUUUGAGAGAAAUUUGGAAAACUGCCAUAGCUCAAGGAUCGGUGGAUGGUGAAUUGGCUUAUACAACUGGAAUGGUAAAAAAAGACGUUCUGAGAACUGAUAGGCAUCAUGAAUUUUAUGCUGGCAAUGAUGACAAUCAGAACAUUGCAUCACUCUUCAAUAUUCUCACAACAUAUGCUCUGAAUCAUCCAAAAGUAAGCUAUUGCCAAGGUAUGAGUGACCUUGCAUCACCGUUAUUGGUGACAAUGAAUGAUGAAGCCCAUGCCUACAUUUGCUUUUGUGCUCUUAUGGAAAGACUGUCAACAAAUUUUAUGAUAGAUGGUAUAGCUAUGACCCAAAAAUUCACUCAUCUGUCUGAAGCAAUCAUGUAUUAUGAUCCUGAGUUCUACAAUUACCUUAAAAUGCAUCAGGCAGAUGAUUUACUAUUUUGUUACCGAUGGCUCCUUUUGGAGAUGAAGAGGGAAUUUGCAUUUGAGGACUCAUUACGUAUGCUGGAAGUAUUAUGGAGUUCUCUACCAGCUGAUCCUCCUGCGGUUGAAUUGAAAUUGUUUGAUGUUAAGUUUCAACUAACCCCAUUGAGUACUCCUCCGAUAAGUCCUUUAGUCAAAACUCCCCGUGAGAAUGCCUACUCCAAAGUUUGCGCUAUAAGAAGGCGUAGUUCCUCCAUGUCAUUGAACAGUUUCAAAAAUAAGAGAAAACUAGAUAAAGUUAAACGAUUGAAUCAAAGCCUUGAUGAAAUGCUGACAAAAUCCAAAAACUUGAGUGAGAUCAAACCCAAACAGCAAAGCUUAGACGAUGCUGCCUUAUCCAUUAGAAUUAAGGAAAAUUCACCAAAAAAAUCAAGAACACCAAAAUCUCCUAAAACACCAAAACCUAGUGAAACCUCUCCAGUAUUAGAAGGCUCAAAUGAAGUGGGUUCUGAAGCAUUGAACCACCUGACUAAACCUGAACCGAGGGCAAGAUCUGUCUCACCCUUAGAACAAAAAUCUGAUUCUGCUGUAAUUUUAAAUAACCAUAUAAAUACCUAUAAGACAAACACUAAAGUUCGCAGUUCCAGUUUGUCUUCCAGUAUGAGUAGUUUGAAUAAAAAUAAGAAAAAGGGAGGGAACCACUUCAGAGAGCUCAAAGCAAAAAUUGCGACAUCGAAAAUAUUCUGCUCUUUAGAUCAACUUGAAUCUUGUCAUGCCAAGGAGGAAUCCGAAAAUAAACCUCCUAAAUUGAUAAAAAAUUUCAACGAGUUCCUUCAUUUCGCUACAGUCAACAAAAAUAAAAUAUCAGAUAAAAUUUCCAAAAUUGGUAAUGACAAUAGUGUAGAUAACCCAAAAAUCACGCUCACUAAAUCAAGUCUUGACGAUUCCGAUGCAUCAAGUAUAGAUCAAAACUCAUCAAAUUUUUCGAAAUCAAGAUGUAUGUCAACAACAUCUUGUAGUGGAGAUGACACGUUUGAAGAUUACAGCCCAGAUGAAUAUUUUCCACUCACCACAUCCGUGACUAGGGAGUUGAGGUUAGAAAUGGAUAAUCUGGAUAGAAAAGUUUUUGGGGAUCAUUUCAAUGAUCGUUUAAUAGAUUCAUCGCCAAGUGAAUGCAGUAGCGAUUAUAAGACAGAAAAAGAAACAGAAGAGGUCAAUCAUAUCACUAAUAAGGUCAAAGACAUUCAAUUAGAAAAGGCUGAAGAGAUUCUUGAGAAUAAAAGGUGUGAUGAUGUCUUCAUUUGGGAAAAUCCUUUACACCAAUCUAGUCCCAGUUCGCAAAAACUACCUUCCUGUGAAAUCCCCAAAUCUGAGUUAGAUUUGAAUUCUGAAAUUCCUAGUAUAGUUAAUGAAGUAUCUGCUUCGAAAACCGUCACUCCUAUCAGAAUUGUAAAUUACACUCAAUCUUCAAACAAUGUUACCAAAAUACAGUCUGUACCCAUAGAACCAAGUGUAGGAGCUUCUCCUGAGGAACCUCCACAGUGUUUAAGCAUUGAAAAUAUAAUUAAAGUUAACGGUGCAGAUAUGACCAAUUCCUGUGAGGAAGUAACGGAAAAUGCAAAGAGUGCGAUUCUUCCUCCCCCUGAUGAGUUUGGAGGAGGUAAUCCAUUUUUGAUGUUUUUAUGUAUCACAGUAUUGCUUCAGCAUAGGGAUCAUAUUAUAGAGAAAGGUAUGGACUACAACGAGAUGGCCAUGCAUUUCGAUAAAAUGAUCAGGAGGCAUAAUGUUAUUUCAGUUCUGAAUCAGGCUAGGCAAAUGUAUGGGAGUUACAUGAAAAAGCAGAGUUUGAUGUUGGGAUAUCAUAAGACUUAAUUUUAAAACUCGUACUUAUUGUUUACAAUAUUAUUCUUGUAACUGUGAUAUUUUAAUUUAUUCCCCAAGGUUCCAAAUAACAGUUUUCUAUUGGAUAAUGAGAUUGAUUUAUUUAUUUAUGAUUUAGGCCAAUUAUAACUCUUGGCUGAGAUUUGACUAAACAGCACAUCAAUAAUUAAGGAUGGAAAUACUAGGAAAAAUAUUCGAUAUAAGUCUUCUUCAAAAUGACUUGCUCUAUGUUGGGUUGAAAUGGACAGACUUUUCCUGUUUCUUCUCUUUCAAUAAUUACUGUUUUAAAGUGUUAUUCUUAAAAGUAACAUUCUUAACUUUUCGUCAUUCUGAGAUUAAUAUAUAAUGUAAGACAUGUAAACUUCGUGUUCUUUGUAAAAUCGAUAUCAGAAUGUCAAUUAGGUAGUUAUGUUAAUGGUAAUUAAUAAUGCUCAACAGUGACUUUUUGAAUCCGUCUGGUUCAGCCCAAACACUAGCAGUUUUAGGAUCUCAAAUGAGAUUUGUUGGAAUAAGGCUUACAAUUCUUAGUAUAAAUUUUUAAGUUAUUAUAUACGAUAUUUUUUCGAUGAAAUAUAAUUUUUAGAAGAUUUGAAAACAUUGUAAAUAUUUCCAAUCAUUUUAUAGAAAUUUGGGAAAUAAUAUUUAUCUUUUCAUUUGUCCAGAUGCUACAUCAUCUGAUAAAACCACUCUUGAAUGCACUUAUUUAUUUUAGGUGAAAGCACAAAUAUUCCACUAGCAAUAUUAUUUUAUUUGUGUUGAGUAAUUUUUACAUUACUUUUAGUUUACUAGAGGUUAUAGGACAGAGAUAACCUAUAUUCUGUUAUUUAUGUUGACUAAAAUAAAGUCUCAUUUUUAAUGCAUCA